This is a messenger RNA of Xyrauchen texanus (razorback sucker), 3797 nucleotides long. RefSeq names its product serine protease HTRA1A. Lineage: Eukaryota; Metazoa; Chordata; Actinopteri; Cypriniformes; Catostomidae. Gene Ontology annotation, molecular function: serine-type endopeptidase activity; protein binding. The record is from RefSeq and is a predicted model, not a curated record. Gene Ontology annotation, biological process: positive regulation of apoptotic process; proteolysis; programmed cell death. Gene Ontology annotation, cellular component: extracellular region. The transcript is spliced from 9 exons. Bases 203 to 1639 code for a protein of 478 amino acids.
CGCUUUUAUAAACGCUGCGCCAGCAGAAACGCAGAGACGCGUAUUGUGCUCGCUCGCUCGCUCGUCAAGGCGCACCAACUUACAGAGCUCGAUCAAACGAUUAUUCUAGCUUGUAUACUGCUCUGUUGUCCUCUGUUGAGUUUCGAGCCUGCAUUAACUCUAUCUCCUCUUACAUUCCUUAUUUAUUUAAACUUGUUAAACUAUGAUUUGGGUAAAUCUCUUCUGCAUCUGCGUCUUGAUUACAUCGUUGCAAGCCGAUGCGCGGCUCAGCAAACGCUACGCGGUCGGCGGCUGUCCGAAUCACUGUGAUAAGUCCAUGUGUCCGGCGAUGCCGAAGGACUGUCCGACGGGGCAGGUGAUGGAUCACUGUAACUGCUGCCUGGUGUGCGCGUCCGGAGAGGGAGAGGCGUGCGGCGGCGUGGGUAAACUGGGUGACCCGGUGUGUGGAGAGGGUCUGGAGUGCUCCGUCACCGGAGGAGUGGGGUACUCUGCUACCGUCAGGAGGAGAGGGAAAAGUGGGCUCUGCGUGUGCAAAAGCAGCGACCCGGUGUGUGGCAGUGAUGGUGUCUCGUAUCGGAACAUCUGCGAGCUGAAGCGUGUCAGUAACCGUGCGCAGAGCCUGCAGCAGCCGCCGGUGCUAUUCAUACAGCGGGGAGCGUGUGGCACGGUCCAAGACAACCCAAACAGCCUGAGAUACAAGUACAAUUUCAUUGCUGAUGUUGUAGAGAAGAUCGCCCCUGCCGUGGUUCAUAUUGAACUCUACCGCAAGAUGGUGUAUUCAAAACGAGAGAUGGCAGUGGCAAGCGGGUCAGGGUUUGUGGUGUCUGAAGAUGGUCUUAUCGUGACAAAUGCCCAUGUGGUAGCCAAUAAAAACCGGGUGAAAGUGGAACUUAAAAAUGGAGCCUCAUAUGAUGCAAAGAUCAAAGAUGUCGACGAAAAGGCAGACAUCGCCCUCAUAAAGAUUGAUCCACCGAGUGCGCUUCCAGUGCUUCUGCUCGGCCGAUCGGCUGACCUCAGACCAGGAGAAUUUGUGGUUGCCAUCGGCAGUCCAUUUUCCCUCCAGAACACGGUUACCACGGGGAUAGUAAGCACCACGCAAAGAGGGGGGAAAGAGUUGGGCCUGCGGAACUCUGAUAUGGAUUACAUUCAGACUGAUGCCAUCAUUAAUUAUGGCAACUCCGGAGGACCAUUAGUCAAUCUGGAUGGUGAGGUGAUUGGGAUCAACACUUUGAAGGUGACGGCUGGAAUCUCCUUUGCUAUUCCUUCAGACAAGAUCCGACAGUUUCUUGCUGAGUCGUAUGACAGACAGGCCAGAGGUCGAGGAACAAUAAAGAAAAGAUAUAUUGGUGUUCGAAUGAUGACCCUCACUCCUGCACUAUCCAAAGAAUUGAAAGGUCGACUGCGAGACUUCCCUGAUAUCACAUCAGGAGCCUAUGUAAUCGAGGUCAUCUCUAAAACCCCAGCUGCAGCUGGUGGCCUUAAAGAGCACGAUGUCAUUAUUUCCAUCAAUGGUCAGCGUAUAUCAACGGCAACGGAUGUAAGUGCAGCCAUCAAAAAGGACACCACUUUACGUGUGGUAGUUCGAAGAGACAACGAGGAUGUCAUCCUCACUAUCAUUCCCAUGGAGAUUGACCCUUGAACUUUGGAGUUGAUGCUCAUCAACCCCACCAAUGAACUUACUGGGUGUGUCCUCUGGCCAAUUGUCCAUGUUCUUGAAAUGACUGGCAGGGUGAAAGCUCCGCCUGAAGAUUAUAGACGCACAUGUAGAUCCAUGUUCACAUUUAUUAUUUUAAAGGAUACUACUACUGUUCACAAGUUAAGCCAUUGGACAUUAUAUUUUCCAGAUUAGAUGUUCUCUUGUGUCCAACUAUUUAAAGCGGUGCACAGCAGUUUUAAGAGUUUUUCAGAACUUGUUUUGACAUUUUUUGAUAAUUUUUUGUAAAAUAAAAUGAAAUUUUCCUCUUUUAGAAAGAUUAAAAGCCUUUUGAUAUCGAGCUUUUCUAGAGCAUACAUAAUUAAUAAUAAACAUUUCACAUGAAGGCUACUUUCACACACAAAUACUGACAUUUUGAAAGCAAACUUUUCUUUUCUUUUUUUAAACGCUGUUUACCUUGUUUUUUUUUUAUAUAAAAUAAGAAGUGUUUUUCUGGUUUCUGUGUUAUAUUUAAUGAUCCCAAGGUUAGACUUCUGUGCUUUCUAUGAGUAAAAUGCUCAGAGUUGCACCUAGCACAAUCCUCUAAAGUCAUAAACUUUGAGUGUGUCAUGUGUGGCACACAGCCUUCAGCUGGCGCUAAACUAUGGCAAGAAAGGGGCAGACGUCAGUUGAGAAUAAGCCCAGAAUAAUUGUUCAUACUGCCAGAACUUUAUACUGGUGCAUGAGCAAAUUAUUGAGAGGUUUGAUUAAUCUUCAGUCUGUUGUUUAACAAUCACUCUUGUAGAGGUAACAGUCACAUCUAAAAACAUUUAAGCAGUAUUGUGAAAACCUUGUGAAUACAGAGCUGUAUUGGGGGCCAUACCAUCUGUUGCAUGACUCCUUGUUCUACAUUCUAUACUAUUUGCAAAAGGAAUAUUUGGAAAUCUACAAUUGAUAUUUCCUAUUGACCCACUAAAUGAGAAGAUAUAAAAUAACCAUCUUAAGACAAAGGUUUCUGUGAAACAUCUAAUGUACUUUUGCACAGGAUGGUAUGUAUAUUCAGUGCACACACUCAAAACAUAUACAAAAGCUAAUAUAUGCAAUGUUAGGAUCUUUCCCAUGAGAUCAAAAGAGGCUGAGACUCGCUGAAAAGCCGUAUCUUUGUUCUUCUAAUAACCUUUAGCCGUUAUUGUAAUCUCUGGUGAACACACGCCCUCGUGUGGUCAUAGUGUGCAAAAACAAACAUGGCUAACCAUAAAUUAUUCAUACUUAUAUUAUUAUUAUUAUUUUUCCGAUUGAAUCAUUAACAUUAUCACAUUUAUAUAAUAUAACAUUAUAUAUUUACCCAAUAAACAUAUGAACAGUAUUGACCAUAUUAUGUAACUAGACAACAUUUGGCAUAUUAUUGUAAUGUGCUCCUUGCCCUAGGAUAAUAGUCUUCCCCAGCUGAGUUCGGUUCCUUCCUAACAUUUUAAGCCAGCAUGGUCAACAAGGACAAAUAAGUGUUGGUAAAGUAAAACCUUGAUAAAAACCUCCUUAUACACCCAGGUGUACUUGCUAAUUUGCGAUUACUUAGGUAGGGGGCGCUGUCAUGCUAUUAUGAGAUCACGCUGAUGACAUCUCACUCAGAGUCCGAGCAUCCCCCUGCUUAUCACAGAUGAAUCUAUUCAAUAUGGUCUUAUUGAUGUCACAUUGAUGUUAGAAAGAUGAAAGGAGAUCUUUGUGCCCACGAGUGAAUGGGAAGAGUAUACUGUGUUAAAAUAUAACCCUUGUAUCUUGUGUUCUUCACUGUUCACUGCAUUAAACUAAUGGAGUUACAAUCAAUUUGACAUAAAACAGCCCGGACACCUGAAUAUGGAAUGAUAUUCCGGACAUUAUUCAAAAGGAAUUGCAAAUUGUAUUUGCAAUUGCGUUUUCACUUUGUGGACGCAUAAAAUGUGACAUAAUCCAAACGCAAUUGCAAAUCGCGCAUUACGGUUUGCAUUUUCGUUUAAGCGAACGCACAGUGACUGCCAGAUUUCAAAUGGAAAAGCAAAGUCCGUUUGCAACUGUGUUUCCCAUAUCUUACGAGUUUUGGCCCUGUCAUAUUUAAAUAGCAAUUUCAAUUACCACGUCUGCUUUUUCACUUUCUCAGCGUCGCGUAUGUAGCCAGCCAAAACUCAAA